AUGGCUGGUUUCCUCUCCACACUUAGAGGUGGCUGUAAAGCCCUCUUCAGAUCCUUUACCUCUACACUUUCCACCGUCAAAAAAUGGUUUCAACAUGAAAUCACCCCAAUAAUCCAGGAAAUCGCUUCCUUUGUCCAUCAUUUGUAUCAUAACUAUGUGCGUUCAUUUGCAUCGCAAGCUUUUCAAUUCGCCUCCGACCAUCUUGGAAUAGCUAUCGGACUCUUUUGCAUCACUGUUAUGGCCUGUCUGUGGAUAAUGACUACACCAUCACUUUACACCUUAGGUUUUACGAUCUUAGUUUCUCUCGCCGCACUUGCCCAGUCCAUCAUCGGAAUGGUACCUGCUGGUAGCAUAUUUGCGAUAUUUCAGAGUGCUGGUAUGGCUGACACCGGCUUGUUUACACUUAAUGGAAUUACUGUUGGUAUUGCUGCUUUGAUUCUGUUGGCAGUGGUGGUGCGCUUAAUUAUACUGCAGCGAAUGGAAAGGGAGAAGAGAAAGGAGGGUGAGAGUGAGAAGGAGAGGAACAAGGCGUUUUGA
Messenger RNA from Sclerotinia sclerotiorum 1980 UF-70, 537 nucleotides. RefSeq lists its product with no specific name. The transcript is spliced from 2 exons. Bases 1 to 537 code for a protein of 178 amino acids. NCBI's taxonomy places the organism in Eukaryota, Fungi, Ascomycota, Leotiomycetes, Helotiales, Sclerotiniaceae. The record is from RefSeq and is a predicted model, not a curated record.